Neltuma alba is the source of this 542-nucleotide messenger RNA. Its product is annotated as EPIDERMAL PATTERNING FACTOR-like protein 2. Bases 1 to 390 code for a protein of 129 amino acids. The record is from RefSeq and is a predicted model, not a curated record. The transcript has 2 exons. Gene Ontology annotation, biological process: stomatal complex development; guard cell differentiation. NCBI's taxonomy places the organism in Eukaryota, Viridiplantae, Streptophyta, Magnoliopsida, Fabales, Fabaceae.
AUGGAGCAAGAUCAUCAUCUUACUUGUGGUCACAGACCCAGCUUUAUUAUCUUCUCUCUGUUGUUUCUAAUAGUUUCAAGCUGGACCCAGGAGGGAUUUGUUACUGAAGGUAGAAAAACUCUGAAACAGAAUGGUUCUGAGGAGGUGGUACUUAGUGAGGAUGAUACAAGUGUGAGAGCGAGGAUAGGUUCGAGGCCACCGAAAUGUGAGGGAAGGUGUAGCUGGUGUGGUCACUGUGAGGCUAUCCAGGUACCUACGAAUCCCCAGGUCCAGAAGGAGAAGAUGAACACUUCAAUUGCUGCUUAUGGAAGAGGAGAUGAGAGUACAACUUCAAACUACAAGCCAAUGAGUUGGAAGUGCAAGUGUGGGAAUCUCAUUUUCAACCCUUGAUGAUUUCAGUCCUUACCAGUACCAAAAUUUAGAUCCUUAUAUAACUACACCAAUCGAUUGGUCCAUAUAUUUUGUAUGUGAAUAGAUAUUUUCACUUUUUCAGUUAUUCUUUUCUCCUUGCAUGGAUCCUUUUCACCUUUUCUAUAUAGGCA